Molecule: messenger RNA, 2435 nt
Organism: Brienomyrus brachyistius
Lineage: Eukaryota; Metazoa; Chordata; Actinopteri; Osteoglossiformes; Mormyridae
Gene: tlx3b
Product: T cell leukemia homeobox 3b
Exons: 3
Coding region: 769-1650 (293 amino acids)
Biological process (GO): regulation of transcription by RNA polymerase II; animal organ development
Cellular component (GO): nucleus
Molecular function (GO): RNA polymerase II cis-regulatory region sequence-specific DNA binding; DNA-binding transcription factor activity, RNA polymerase II-specific
Source: RefSeq, a predicted model, not a curated record
CUAGAUGAACUGCUUGCAAGAUUAUGAAGCAUGUGUGUCCGUGGUUCAAAUUACUUACAAGUAAUUCGAAAACAGCAACGUAAUAAAAUCAGACCAAAUACAAACUCCAAAAGAAGAGAAGAGUAUUAUAUUAACGGUCAUUCCGAAAGCUGUCUAAUAACUAUUAUUACCGCUGUAAAAGUAAAACGACUAUAAUGUCUAACGCGCAGGAACUGUUUCCUGUUAUAUAAUUGAUGUUUUAAUAAUACUAAGUUCACAAUAUGUUGCAGCUCGAUUGGACAGUCUCGAGUUUAAUGAAUUUGCUUUGUGCUUUUUAAAAUAUGAUGUCACUUCAAAACGUUCCCUCAGCUGGUAUUUGCUUUCGCUAGUUAAUGUUUAAAUGCCAGCCAAUAGGGUGAUGGGGGGUUUUCGUCGAACCAAUGGAAAGACUGGAUUGCGAAACACAACUGUGGGGUACAGGGUGUCGGGGAGAACGCUAUCCCGUGCAGAGCCAUCUGACCCACAGAGCCAGAUCCGCCUGCCAAUCUUUCACUGGCGUCUCCGACCCGCAGAUGGAUGGGUCUGUUAGCGUUGCCAAAAAUCCGUUCUGUACUUUCAGACAAAUAACUCGAAAUUGAUCUCAAUUAAGAGAGCACGGUUCCCGACGACUGAACGCCGGUCUUCAUUCUUUUCCUAUUCCGUUCCCCACUGUUUUUUUUCGUACACCAAACUCUGGCUAACCGCACUUCUUCUCAGUAGAGAAGCGCUGGUAGCGGACGGGGAGUAAGGAUGGAGCCGACCCCGAGCAGCAGUCCCAGCGACCCCAGCCAGCCCCCCCAAGCCGCCCAGCACGAACCCAUCAGCUUCGGCAUUGACCAGAUACUGAGUGGUUCUGACCCAGAGAGUUCUCAGCAGAACGGCACCAAGAACAAUUCGGAUACCGGCGGCAGUUACCACCUGGGAAGCCCUACCGGAGCCAGCACGGCACCGUACACAGCGCUCGCCGCUUCUUAUCACGGCAUUACUGCAUCUUUGGAAGACUCCGGCUCUUACAGCGUGAACCUAACUCUCGCCCCCGGUGGUGUAAUCCGUGUCCCGGCACACAGACCGAUGGCCGCUGCGGUUCCACCGCCUAUGGCCAGUGCGGUUCCUGGUUUCGGCAGCCUCAGUUUUCCGUGGAUGGAGAGCAGUCAUAGAUUCGCCAAGGAGAAGUUUGCAGCGGCCCUCACCCCGUUCUCCGUGUCACGGAGGAUCGGCCACCCAUAUCAGAAUCGCACGCCACCCAAGCGCAAGAAGCCGCGCACCUCCUUCUCCCGCGUGCAGAUCUGUGAGCUGGAGAAGCGCUUCCACCGGCAGAAGUACCUGGCCAGCGCAGAGCGGGCCGCUUUGGCCAAGACGCUCAAGAUGACGGACGCCCAGGUCAAAACCUGGUUCCAGAACCGCAGGACCAAGUGGAGGCGACAGACGGCGGAAGAGCGGGAGGCGGAGCGCCAGCAGGCCAAUCGCCUGAUGAUUCAGCUGCAGCAUGAUGCCUUCCAGAAGUCCCUCAGCGACUCCAUACCCCCUGACCCACUCUGUAUUCACAACUCCUCCCUCUUUGCCCUCCAGAACUUGCAGCCCUGGGCCGCUGAAGAGGGGAGCAAGCUGGGAGGCGUUACAGCCCUGGUAUGAGAGCAGGGUCGCGAAUCACAUGCACUGGUAAACACUUGGCCUGAUUUUUUUUUUUGCCAUUGUGGAUGGAUGGAUCAACUGACAACAGACUUGACUCCUCAUCCCCCUUCCUUUAUGUUAACCCCCCCUGCAAUCAUGUUCAGUUCCAAAGUGGGGCAGAGGCUAAAAGAUCAAAAACAAUGAACUGAAAAAUGUAUUGUUUCAAAGCACAACAUUUGCACAAAUUGCUUCCCUUUCCUCCACCCCCAGAAUCAAAGGUGAAGCAGGACUUGGGGGAAGCAUCCCUGUCUUCAGCAGUCAGGACAGUCCUGCCUGAGGGUGAGAGUAGGACCGCAGUGUCAGUGGGAUUGUUUUUUCGUUUUUUUUUUUUUUGACUAUGAGGAAGUUCACAUGACUACGAACCUCCCCAAAAAACAGCCAAUAAAACAAAGGUCAGUGGCCAAAUGGGGCAUUCCGGAAUCCUGCACAGACGGUCCUUCUGUUUCUUUCAGAACUUCAGUGUCUGCAGGGCACAUCCUACCAUCAUAUUGUUCAUUCCGUGGGGUGACGCUCUACUGAAGGUGUGUAGUUGGCAUUAAAUGUAUCAGAAGGAAGACAGUGACAAUAAUGUUUACAUACUGUACUUGUGAGAAAAGUUUUGUCUUGUUCAUUGACAGGAAAAAUAUCCAUUCUACAAAAUCAUGUACUAUACUUUGUAUUUUACAAAUAUGUAAAUAUUUUUUUUCCGCAGGAAAUACAUCUGCUUUCUAUAUUGUGUCACAGUGGCUGGGUCUGUUGUCUUAUUU